AUCAACAAAGAAUCCAAAUAAUUAUUGCAAUUAUUGCUCCAAUCUGGAUUUUACGGAUUUUUUCGCGUAAAAUAUCUUUAAAACGUUUAUUUAGAAGCUAACCAGUAAUGAGUACCGUUGCAAUACCGGGUACUUCAGCGGAAGAAGGUCCUUCAACAUCAGCACCACAAUCAGCAGCAGCGAAGCAUGCUGAAAGGAUGGAACGGCUGCGUAAGCUACAUCAGCUUCGUAAUGAAGCUCGCUCCUCCAAUCAUCAGGAAGUAGUGGCGGAAGACGAGCGUAAAAAGCUUCCGACCAACUGGGAAGCCCGCAAACGCCAGGCCGAUUGGUUGAUCGACGAUAGUAAAGCCAAACAGGAAGCGGAAGAGAAGGGACUGGAUUAUAAUCGAGUGAAGCUGAUGAAGGUUUCCGCUGCCGAGGCUGAUCGAUUCGAUAAGUUGAGGUCUAAGAAGAAAAAUGUCGAUCCCGGGUUCUCGGAUUACGAAGCCCAAACGGCCCGGCAGUACAAUCGAUUGGUCAAAAAUAUGGAACCUAGAGACAUGGCCAAGUAUGAGGAACAGAAGCGGAAAUAUGGGGAUGCUUUCUACGGAGGACCGAAUGUGGUGCUCCAGGGUUUGCACAAAGACACCAAGGGAGCCAUCGAUAACAUGGUGAAAGAUUUGGAGCAGCAAAUCGACAAGAGGAAGAAAUUCUCGCGCCGCAGGACCCACAACGACGAUGCCGAUAUCGACUACAUCAACGAGAAGAACGCUCGGUUUAACAAGAAGUUGGAACGCUUCUACGGGGAACAUACGGCCGAGAUCAAACAGAAUCUGGAACGAGGAACGGCUAUCUAAAUGGUUUCUGGGAAUUCAUACGUUUGCAUGUUUGUUCCGAAAUUCCACAUGUAUUAGAUUGUAAUAUUCGAAGGUCUUUUCUGUGAGAAAAUAACCAGGCCGAUGAAUUAGUAUAAUUUAUUUUAUACCUUCUUUGAGUAAAGCUCCUUCAAAUGAAUAAUUUCUUUCAUAACAUAUGAUCAAUCAAAUCUUUCAUUUCUGAUUUAAAACUUUUCUUAGAUGUGAUCAAUAAAAUGAAAUAAUAUAUACAAA
This is a messenger RNA of Uranotaenia lowii, 1088 nucleotides long. RefSeq names its product pre-mRNA-splicing factor Syf2. The coding region runs from base 108 to 836 and encodes 242 amino acids. The transcript has a single exon. The record is from RefSeq and is a predicted model, not a curated record. Lineage: Eukaryota; Metazoa; Arthropoda; Insecta; Diptera; Culicidae. Gene Ontology annotation, cellular component: catalytic step 2 spliceosome; post-mRNA release spliceosomal complex; Prp19 complex.